GAUAAGAUGAUACAGGGGGGUACCCAGGUGAAGUUUCCGAACGCAGCCAUAGUGGGUAAUGAACAUCCGUGAAUCCGAAGGACGAAAAAGUAUCGUCACACACUAUCGAGGAAGAAAAGACAAAGCAGUAGAAAAAGACGAAAAGAAACACUGGUAGAGUUGAGAAUAACUUCAAUAUUUACUUAAUAUGGAGAGUAAUUCGCCACCGUUGCACUUUCGGCGCAUCUGUCGAUUCUGCUUAUCGGAUUCGGAACCUCUGAACUCCAUCUACGAGCGCAACCAGUCAGUCCAGUUACCACUCCAGUUGCAGAUCAUGUCCUGCGUUGCUAUCGAGGUCUAUACCGAGGACGAGAUGCCACAGGUGAUCUGUAACACGUGCCGCUGGAAUCUGGAUUACUUUUAUAAAUUCAAGUUGCAAUGCAAGAAGGCCGACGAGGCAUUAAGAGAUUGCCUUCUGUCUGGAAAAUUACCGAAACCUUUCCCGCCCAUUCGUAUCAAUCCGUUGACGGAGAUCGGCAACAAGAGGCCAGUCGAAUAUAGAUCACAGAAUGAGGUUUCGAAAAAGCAACGCAUCUUUGAUGAUAGCAAAAAUACAAGAGAGAGACGUGAGACCAGAAGAAGGGAGAAAGAGAGGGAAAGGCAGCAUCUUUACGAGGAAACAGAGAACGAGCAGAACGGAGACAGUGAGAGUAAUCAAGAAACAAGCAACAUUAAUGAAAACAAAGAACACGAGCCAGCAGAGGUCAAAGUACACGCAUGCGAUCAAUGUGAACGUACAUUCGCAUUACAUCAGGCUCUGCUGCUGCAUGUUCAGCGCAUUCAUGUUCGCGCUCGCAAUUACAAGUGCAACGAGUGCGAGAAAAACUUUUUCAAUAAACACGAUCUGGUCAAGCACUUGAGUAUUCAUUCGCAGGAGAAGCCGUAUUCGUGCUCGAUUUGCGAGAAGCAAUUCUCGCGGCUGACUUCGCUGCAACGUCACAAGAAGAUACACAAAGAUGAGACGCACUACACCUGUUCCCAUUGCGACGAUGAAUUUUUCACUACAGAGGAACUCGAAGAGCACAAGAAUUCGGCACACAAGAAAGAGAAGCCGUUCCAGUGUAACAUUUGCAAGAAGCGCUUCCUAUACAAACAGGGUCUGCAACGGCACGAGACAUUACAUAAUAAUAAGGAUGAAAAAUUCGUAUGUGAUUACUGUAAGGAGACCUUCCGUACUUGCACAAAGCUGGCCCGACAUCUGAUUACCCAUUCUGGUCCUCGACCAUAUAUGUGCAAAUUGUGUCCUCGUACAUUUCUGCUAUCGCAUCAUUUGACUAGACACAUGCGUAUGUCUCAUUCAAAAGAGAAGCGCCGUGUAUACAAGAACGGCAAGAAGAGCUUAAAAGUAAAUCAGUUGACGCACGCGAAACGUACAUACAUGUGCUUCACCUGCGAUGUCUGUCAAGAAUCUUGUCGUAAUCGCGCUGAUUAUGUCAUCCACAUCAAGCAGCAUAUCGAAGCGGGCGAGAAAAUGGACCCGGACAGUUUACAGUCCAAUAUUAAGAAAAAUCUUAAACUAAAGUUUAAUAAGACGAAAGAAAAAGAAAAAGAUCAGCAUUCUAAUAGGAAUGAUGAUCACGAGUCGUCAGAGUACGUUGUGAAAAAGUUACCAAAGUCGUUAAUGCCUUCAGAGAGUGAGAAGAAAGAAGAGCAGGCUAGAAAAAAUAAGAAAGAAAAUUCCGAGAAACAAGAAAAGGAAGAACCUAAUGUGAUGUACGUACGUAGCAAAAAUGGUAGCAUGGUCAAAAUUACGACAUUCCCACCCAUCGAGCGUAUACACGAUAUUCAAGAGCAGAAAGCAAUAUUUGAGAGUACGAAGCAAACUACUUCAAUCGAUUCUCCUUCUCAGAGCAGCUCGAAAGGCCUCACGUCAUCGCAAACCGAAAAGAUUCCCAAAAGCGGCUAUGUGGACGACAUCGAGUUACAAGCGCAAAAGAUCAUCACCUCAGUAUCCAAAAACCAGAAGACCCUGUUGAAGCACCAACAGAACGGCCAAGAUCAAUCUAAUGAAUCGCUAACAUCUGUGACGAGAGUCCAGAGCUCUUCUCAAGAAAGUAACAAGGGCAAUGAUAAAUCAGAGACCUUAGCAUUCACUCCGAACACCAUCAAAGUUAAAAGGAUUAAAAGAAUUGUGGUGAGGAAAUCGGCAGGAAGAAGUAACGAAGAAACAUCAGCUAGUACAUCUGGUGUCAAGGAUGGAGAUUCUUUUUUGAGCGGUAUUCCUGGCUCGCGUAUCAAGCGAGUGAUUGUCAGUAGAAUUAUCCGAAAGAAUGACGUUGUUCAUGAAGUUAUCAUGAAUCCAGAUGGAACUACGAUAGAUACCGCAGAACUGACAAAACUAUCGACUGGCAAUGUAGUGAAGCGAAUAGUAAGGAAGCUACCGCUAGACAAGAAUCAGAAUAUGGUACAAGCGCUAUUGCAAUCCACGAAACAACGUCAAAAAAUAGAAGAUACAGCGAACGAAAAGUUCGAAGUGAUGACUUCAGCGUCAUCCAGCAACGAUACACCAGAGAGCUCGGAUGCUUUGGAAAAGAAGCAAUUGAUCACCCUGGGUCAGGAUCAGAAAAUAAUUUAUGUAGAAGCUGAAGCAAUUGGAGACGUAGCGGAAAUAGUAGAUAUUGAAAAUUAAGGAGUCGCAAGCGAAGAAA
Messenger RNA from Acromyrmex echinatior (Panamanian leafcutter ant), 2687 nucleotides. RefSeq lists its product as uncharacterized. Gene Ontology annotation, molecular function: RNA polymerase II cis-regulatory region sequence-specific DNA binding; DNA-binding transcription factor activity, RNA polymerase II-specific; zinc ion binding. Gene Ontology annotation, biological process: regulation of transcription by RNA polymerase II. Lineage: Eukaryota; Metazoa; Arthropoda; Insecta; Hymenoptera; Formicidae. The record is from RefSeq and is a predicted model, not a curated record. Gene Ontology annotation, cellular component: nucleus.